Molecule: messenger RNA, 3967 nt
Organism: Brassicogethes aeneus
Lineage: Eukaryota; Metazoa; Arthropoda; Insecta; Coleoptera; Nitidulidae
Source: the annotation of a GenBank genome assembly
UGAUUUUUGAUUGAAAGAUGGGUGUUUUGUGCAUGCAACUUCACGUUACAAGUGAUUCCAAGAUUAUGUCGCUGUUUUAAGUGGUGUAUUCGUGAGUGUGAGCCAAAAUGGCAGAAAAUGGACGUGAUAUUUCCGAACAGCCUAAAACAGCAGGAAAUUUGAGUUUCCUAUUCCAAUACGAUCGAUCCAAUGAAUCUGAAGUGGAUAAGGAAUUAAGACUAAGGAACUUGAAGGAACGUCAAAAUGAGGAGCGACACAAAAAGCUGGAGGAGAUUAGAGCACAAGCGUUGGCUGCACAAAGAUACAAGGAGCAUCAAGAACAAGAGCGUAGACGUAGGUUGGACGAGCUUCGGGUAAAGGAGGACGCCAGGAGGGCUCAGGUGGAGGAGAGAAAAAAGGCGAUCAACGAGGCGGAACGCGACCGUUUGGAGUCGAUUUUGAGGAGGAACCACGAGAGAGAGGCGAGGAUCGAGGCGAAGAGACGCAACGAGAAGAGCAACAUCGUGUUCGCUUUCGGUUCUUCGACGCCGCGCAUGCUCGACCCCGUCGAUCCGUCCGUGUCGUUUUGGGGCCAAAGGAGGGCCACCUCCACGCAAAACAUCCCCCUGGUGUCCUCCUCCCUCACUCGAAGGACUUCGGAAAGGGACUUGGACUUCGGAAACAAGAAGCGCGCGACCUCUGCCGGCGGAUUGGAGCGUUCUGGUGAAAGUAGUGGGCCGACGACGCCGGCCGGCUGCGCUAGCGGAUACACGGGCCGCCGACGCACCGACCUGACGCCGACGAUAACACAGAGAGAUGCCUCGUUCACGUCCUCCCGCAAAUCUUUGAACCAAUCACCAGGUAGGGCGUAUUCGAUGACGCGCUUGGACCAGCUGUCCAAGCCGAGAAAACGACAUGCUGACAUGCCGGCGCUGUCGGAGUCUGCCUCGUCCCCCCGUCCUCUGUCCUCCUCAAUGUCCUCCCGUCAAUCCUCGGUAACACGUAGCAUGAGCCACCUAGCUGUAAGUAAGACGGCCGGGCACUUUGCCUCCAACAAGCCGCUAAACAAAUCGGACAGCAGGAGUAUGCACCUGUUGCCGCAAGACGGCUCAGCAGGCCCUCGUACCACGCGCGCCACUCAAUUGAGGCAGCAAAAACUCCAUCCGACAACCUCCUCCAAUUGCAGCGAGGCAUCAUCAAGACCUAGCAGUUCUAUGAGCCAGCAAAGCACAACCAGUAUAGCUAGUUCGGUAAACGUUAGACACCGUCCAAAUGUGGCUAGAAAACCUAGACCGGCCAGUAUUGCAGUGAUGCAAGAUACGAAAAACUCCGCCGACAAAGACAACAAGCCGCCGAUACCGCGCCAGAGGAAGUCGAUCGUAAAGCAGCCGGCGAAAGCGAAACCCAAAUCCCCGAUUGAGGGCACACCCAAAUCCCUAUCGGCCGCUAAUCUAGUUAAUAAUCAAGUUAAAAAGGACCCUGGCGAUAAUAAAACACAACCGAAACCGCCAGACAAUACUGCCCACGAAGCCAAAAACGAACCUCAAGUCAUCAUCGAUAGCCCUCCAGUUAUUCAACAACAAACUGAACACACUGAUCCACCACCAAACGAUACAAUCAAAGAAGAUAAUGUAGUUAGCGAACCGACGACGAAUAAUCACCAAGCCGAAAAAAUGGAUCAAGAAAAACCGGUAAUCGAAGUGGAAGAAGUAGUCGGCAAGCAAACGGUAUCCACAUUCGUCGAGGAGGAAAUAAAUGAAAUCGUCAAAGAAAACAGUCCGCCAGUGGAAAUGACGACAUCGACGAACAACUUGGACGCUUCCGUGAUCAGCGAGAUGAGCACUUCGAUGACGAAAUCGCGAAUCAACACGGAGGAGGAAGCGAAAGCAGCUCUGGCGGAAAGGAGACGCUUGGCGCGGGAGGAGGCGGAGCGGCAAGCGGAACAGGAACGUCUGCGGAUAGAGGAGGAGGCGCGGGCGGAACUCGAGCGGCAGCAGCGGGAGGAGGAGCAAGUCAGGCAGCUGAUCGAGGAACAGAAGGCUCAGGAGGAGAAGAGAUUGCAAGAGGCGAUUCGCGAGGUGCAAAAGCGGGAGGAGGAAGAGCGGCUGAGAAAAGAGGAGGAAGAGCGAAUGAAGGUGUUGAAAGAAGAGGCGGAGAAGAGGGCAAGAGAGGAGGCGGAAAGAUUGAAGGCCGAGUUGGCGGAAAGGCUGAAAAAAGAAGAAAAAGAAAGAGAGAAGCGCCGCAAAAGAGUCGAAGCCAUCAUGUCUAGGACGAGAGGAAAGACAAACUCCAAUUCCCAACAAAACUCUGAAGAUAAAAAUGAGAAUAAGUCUGAGAAUAAUCAAAUGAAUGGUACAAAGGCAAUGGAGGAGAAUGGCAGGAAAAAUGGGAAAGAUGUGGAAAUCGUGGACAACAUAAUUCCAGAUGAAUCAAUGAAAAAUGCAAAUAACGUAACUCUAGAUCCACUUAACAGUUCGGAUUCAUUAAAUUCUAAUUCAAAUUCAGAUUCAUGGCAGGCGACACAACAGUACGGUAAUUUUAUUUGUAAUAACAAUAGUUGAGAAAAAAACAAUUAUCUGUGUUUUUCAGAUUCAUUGAUGUAAGCCUCUGAUGUAGUUAUAUAUAAAUAUUAUAAUAAAUGAAUAUAGAAUUGCCCUUAUCCUAAUAAAAAUAAUUUGAAAUUAAUUUAUUUUAUAUUGCAUGUGUUAUAUACACUCAUAGGUAGUUAGUUAGUUUUAAGUAUUUAGUUUAAUAUGAAUAUCUGCACUAUGUGUGUAUAUAUCCAGGUGGUGCAAAAAGAAUGGCAACUUCUUAUUGAUUAUUGAUUGUAUCAUAUAAAAUAUCCCAUUUUAUUAGCUGAUUAAUUUACACACUAGAUACACUUGCUUUGGCUUUUUCUGCAAAUUUCCCAAAAAGGCACGCCGCAUAAAAAGUACAUAAAGCACUCAGUUAUAACACUUAACUUAUAAACUUUUUCGGUAUUAUUGAAUUUUGACGGUCUAUAAUUUUAGUUUUAGUAUAAGUUUAUUUUUUAAGUGUUGAUAAUAAAUAUUUAGUAAUAAUCGCAAUAAUUUACCUAACCUAAGUAUGUUUAGAUUAGUUUAGAUAGUAAAUUUAAAAGACUUGAUACAGUAAAUUUUGUAUUUUUUUAAAUUAUCUAAAAAAAGGUCUCGUUAAUAGAAUGGGGUAUUUUAGUAUUGUAUAAUACAUGUGACUGAGAAUAGGUAAAAUAUGUAUCUUUAUUAUAUUUUAUAAUAAAUUGUAAAUCCCGAUCCAAAAUGAAUAUACAUGUGAUUUCAACAUUUGCAGUAUUUUUUUUCUGAGAGUAUGUUUUUUGGUCGGGACCGAUGCAAAUAAAUUUUUCUCUUCCAUAUAAACUCGGUCGAUACUAGUCAUCUUCAUUUUAUGUUAAAUUGUUGUGUAAUAUUAUCAUAAUAAUGCUGCCAACUGUUGGAACUAAUAAUAUCAUCCAACUUACAUAAUAUGGCGGUUUUAUGCAUUUUAAGAGAGUUUUAAAAAAGUCAAAUGUUUUUGUUUUAUUUGAUGUUAUGUCACGGAAAAGGGUCAUUUUGUUAUUAGCCUAAAUAAUAUAUUUUCAAAUACUGUUAGUGUGUUAUAGGUUUUUGUAUAGAUUAGAUUUAAAAAUGGUUAACAAUGACAGAUACUGCAUUGGUAUGCAAAAUGUUUUUGAAAUUUUGUCCCGAAAUUCCAUCUUGUCCUAUAAGCAAUACUUUUAACUAAAUUAACAACCAACUUUGACAAAACUUCUAAAAAAUUUCGUAGAUCAUUGUUUUUAGUACGAAAAUUUUUUCCUAUAACUCAAUUAGAAAAAUAUCCUUCAUGUAUUAAAUAAAAAUAAAAUACUACUUACGGCAUUUAUAAGAAAUUAAAUAUCCAUUUAAAUAUCGUAACCCUUCAUGUGGUUAUUAAUCACAUUAAAACGCUUGUUAAAAGUGCUUAAUAAAUGUAAAAUUUAUUUAUGAUUCUA